Candoia aspera is the source of this 486-nucleotide messenger RNA. Its product is annotated as zinc finger protein RFP-like. Gene Ontology annotation, biological process: protein ubiquitination; innate immune response; regulation of gene expression. Gene Ontology annotation, cellular component: cytoplasm. The record is from RefSeq and is a predicted model, not a curated record. Gene Ontology annotation, molecular function: zinc ion binding; ubiquitin protein ligase activity. Bases 1 to 486 code for a protein of 161 amino acids. The transcript has a single exon. NCBI's taxonomy places the organism in Eukaryota, Metazoa, Chordata, Lepidosauria, Squamata, Candoiidae.
AUGGCCAGUGGGCCGCCCGUGCUGGAGCUGCUCGAAGAAGCCACUUGCUCCAUCUGCCUGGAGCUCUUCCAGGACCCCGUGCUCGUCCCGGGCUGCGGCCACAACUUCUGCUGGAGCUGCCUGGCCCGCAGCUGGGGGGCAGCGGAGGCUUCCUGCCCCCAGUGCCGACGGGCCUUCCAGCCCCGGGACCUCGUCGCGAACCGGCAGCUGGCGCGGGUGGCGGAAAUCGCCCAGCGAUGCGGCCCUCAGGGUGGGGAAGAAGGGGGCUUCUGUGGGACGCACCGGGAGCCCCUCAAGCUCUUCUGCAAGGACUGCGAGACCCUCAUCUGCCUGGUCUGCGACCGAUCCCCAGAGCACAGGGACCACCGGGUGAUUCCCCUGGAGGAGGCUUUCCAGGAGUACCAGGUGGGAGUCAGCCUUGAGGGCAAGGAGGAAUCGCUGUGGAGACCUGGAACUGCAAGAACAUGGAUGGAUUUGAUUGAUUGA